Arabidopsis lyrata subsp. lyrata is the source of this 653-nucleotide messenger RNA. Its product is annotated as mediator of RNA polymerase II transcription subunit 20b. The transcript has a single exon. The record is from RefSeq and is a predicted model, not a curated record. Lineage: Eukaryota; Viridiplantae; Streptophyta; Magnoliopsida; Brassicales; Brassicaceae. Gene Ontology annotation, molecular function: transcription coactivator activity. The annotation marks the transcript as partial. Gene Ontology annotation, cellular component: mediator complex. Gene Ontology annotation, biological process: regulation of transcription by RNA polymerase II.
AGAAGCAUUCUUGUAAUUGUUCUUUUAUAUAGAAAUUGUUACGUAAACCUUGUUUUCUAUCUUCUUUGGGGGUUUUCUAGGCUUUUGCAUUGGCGGCAACCAAAUCAAGGAUCAACACUAAGUAGUCAAAUUCUAAACAAAGUUACACAAAGCAUAGAGAGCCUCAAUGGGGUCAAAGAAGGAAAAUGGAAAGCCACUCUCAACUAUUACAAACCCAUGUUGCGAGACCAGGCAAAUCAAGCGGAGUUCCCGCGUGAAUUUCUAGGGGUUUCGCUUCCAAAGGAGUCAAGUAAGUACUACUUCGUCGUCAGAUCGCAGAGGAUCGUCGUAGAUGCAGAUUCGUCGAUUCAAAUGAUCAUGGAGAACCUUGAGUCUUACAAAUGCAAGCUCUCGUUUUACUUUGAAGGGUUUCAGUAUCAACUUGGUGAUUUUCAAGUGAGAGUUGGUAAAAAAAAAAAAAAACGCGUUUCUCUCUCCUCAACAGGGCGAUAAGGUGGUUUCGUUCUCAGCUCAUCUUCGGCGUCUUCAACGGCGCCGGCUCCUCCUUUCUUCCGAUCUCUCAGGCCCUCCCCUCCUCAUGGGGAAGCAAAAUCGUCUCAAAAAGGUUCUCCUGGAGGAAAGUCACCGGCGACCAAAGACUCUUCCUCCCCUUC